This is a messenger RNA of Mercenaria mercenaria, 1893 nucleotides long. Its product is annotated as matrilin-4-like. Gene Ontology annotation, cellular component: extracellular region. Gene Ontology annotation, molecular function: chitin binding. The coding region runs from base 220 to 1281 and encodes 353 amino acids. The record is from RefSeq and is a predicted model, not a curated record. NCBI's taxonomy places the organism in Eukaryota, Metazoa, Mollusca, Bivalvia, Venerida, Veneridae. The transcript is spliced from 4 exons.
UUUUAUCUUGCAAUUCAUUUUGGGAAUUAAUGAACAUUUCUUUACUAUUUAUAUUGUUUUUGACAGCCAAAAUUUAUUUUAUCACUUCUUUCAGAAGAUUUAUGAACUUCAAAAUAUGUAUAUAGUUAUGAAAAACUUUAGUUUAGUCUAUGUUUCUAGAAAGCAAAUUUAAGCGUUGAUAUAAAAGGAUUAUAACAGAUAAGGUGAGCUACAAAGAAAAUGCUGUUCACUUUGACAUGUACAUUACUCGGGUUGCUGCCAUUUGUUUCAGGACAAUGUCCGGGGAAAGCGGAUAUAGUAUUUGCUGUGCCGGCUUCGGAGCUUAUACCAGGACAAGAGUUCUUUCCAUUUGAAAGAUUUCUUAUCAACUUGGUCAGCUAUUUCCGGCUCGAUAGAGAAAAUGUGAACAUUGGACUUAUACUCUACGGCAAAACACCUAUUCCUAUUAGCUGGCCUCAGCCGUUUAAAUCGGCGAAACAAAUUAAUACAAGAAUAACCUUGAUGAGUCAGCGCCUGAACUACAUCGAUCUGCUGAACGGCGGAAAUGACGUAGCUUCAGCGAUAAAAAUGAUGCGUCACAUGUUUCGAGAUCCCACUGGUCACCCAAUGCCAAAGCCGAGAGAUGGCGUGAAAAAGAUCGGAGUAAUUUUCACAUAUAGCAGCGUUCCUGAAAAUGAGCGUCAGGAAGUUAUAACCGCGGCCGAAGAACUAAAAUCUGAUGGCGUUGUCGUCUACGCUGUGGGUAAAGGAAAAGCGGGUCCAGAGUUUGCCGCCAUUGGCUCAGAUUAUUGUAAGUCUUUCUCCAUGGGACGCUUUAUAGACGGUCUGCCAAGCGUCUUGGCGUUUUUGGGAAGCAGCAUUUGCUCAGAAAUGGAUCCAAACGUCAACGUGUCUGCUCUGAACUGUUUUCCGCAACUGUACCAGCGGAAGGAACCAGAGCCGAUCAAGUGUUCAUCAAAGUCUAUCUUGUUUCCCGACCCGGAAAACUGCGCUUAUUUUUACCAUUGUUUGUUCAGAAGACCUGUUCAGGAACCCUGCCCUAUUGGGAUGUUGUUUGACCCUAUUGCUCAGUCAUGCAAUUACAAGGAGUUUGUCUCGUGCUACUCGGAUAUAGACUGUCCCAAAAAGAACGGUCUUUUUCCGCAUCCAUCAGACUGCAGCAAAUACGUCAACUGUUUCGACUUCCGGCCGUAUAUCCAAUCAUGUCCGUUCGGAUUGUGGUUCGACGAGAAAACGGGCGGUUGUGAGUCGGCAGGCAAAGUCGCGUGUCGAAUGUAUUAAAAAUUUUAACUGCAUAUAUUCUAAACAUGCCAGUUAAAUUCUUACGGCAGCGUUGUGUGCACCAAUGCCUAAUACAUGUAUAGUCAGUGUUUUCAGCGACUGUAAAAAUGACGUUUUAUGAAGCUUCUUGUAUAUACAUGAGCGUCUGCAAGUAGGCGUCUUGAAACCUGAAACACCUUGUAACCAAAGCUCCUUAAAUCUGCCGUCACAGGUGUUUGUGUACUCGGGAACGUUUGAAUGUGGGGAGAACAGGGGCAGAUAUGCUUUACAAGUUGCAAAACUAGAAAAAUGAAUAUAAAAAUGUACAGGUGUGUUUAAUAAAUGAGAUUACUUUUUAAAAAAAAAAUCCUCAAUUUUCAAUUUUUGUACUCAGCUUAUUUUUUAUUCGAUUAUGAUCACUCAUAUGCUUUAACAUGUUAACAUGUUAACUUUUGUUUCUGCCGCAUGCAAAAUAUUGUCACGGCCCUUUGAAGUAUGCCAGGGGUGUUGAACUUACAAAUAAAUGCCGUUUUUAAUUAGCAAGCAUGUCGUUCAAACAUCAAAUCAUACUGUUAAUUAUUUCCAUUUUAUCUGUGAAAAAUGACAUUUCAUGAAUAAACCAGAUAACGAAAA